Molecule: messenger RNA, 894 nt
Organism: Symbiodinium necroappetens
Lineage: Eukaryota; Dinophyceae; Suessiales; Symbiodiniaceae
Source: the annotation of a GenBank genome assembly
AUGUUCGCACAGGGCGAGGCAAUGUGGGAGAACUGCGACCAGCACGCUCGAUGGCGCAUGGAGUAUGCCAAUGCACAACUCUAUUAUCAAGUCUUGAUGGAAGCCACGCAGAUGUGGACAACCCCAUCGGGUCGCGAGCAAUUGUUCAACAUCCUUGUCGAGAAGCCUUUGGGGAAUCAUUUCCUUGAUUUCUAUCGUGAUUGGUGGCAUCGCAAGCAGCUCUCCUUGGCGGAAUGGCGUGCCGUGAACGAAGUCGUCAUGGAUGGUCAUGCAAAAGUAUCGGCGAAGUGCCAAGGGCCUCCUCCUGUACAUGUGGGACGGCCGAGAAAGGACGGUGCCAACAAGCACCGUCAAAACGGCUGGUUUAUGGUUAUCGAUCCCCGUAGUGGCAUGGGCGGGUCUAUGGCUGGUAUGGAAGAGCCUCAGAACAACGCGGUCGCAAAGAAUGUCUUGCGGAAGGAAUUCAAGCAGGUGAAGUACUGGUCUAUUGACCGUUUCCAUGCAAAGGCUCACUCCGCUUCCUGUCCCUGCUCGCCCAUUCACGUCCGUCGACUUGAUCUACGUCUACGCCCUGUUACUUCUUCCAUAGCCGAGCAGACAUUUUCAUGGUUUCGUGGCUACGCUUCUAGCUUCAACACGAAGGCACAUGACACGCAUGUCUUCUAUGUGCCCUUGUAUGUCAAGAUGCACAACAACCUCGUCCGUCAGAACAGACUUCAGCAUCUCAACGCAUUCAGCGGUCGUUCGAAGAUCGCCAAGGCCGCCCGCGUCCUCCGCAAGCCUGCCAGCAACAAGUAUCAUUGCCGUCGCCCCGCUUCUUCUGUCAACCUCAUCAAGCCGGUCCACAAGAAGCCUGCCAACAAAGUCGUCAAGAACAACGUCAAGAGAAAGUGA